UACAGAGAACCAGGAAGUUAACAUUUUGUUAUGACAAGUCGUAAAAUGAACUUUGAUUCCAAUGUUUAUUUAUUAGACUUACGUAAUAAUUAGGGUCAUUUGGACCACAAUGGCUGAAUGCAAGAAAGAACACGGGGAAUGUGGGAAAGGCUGUUUCGUUGAUUCGGUGAUUCAUGUGGAUGUCAAGGACUACUAUGGGAAGACCCUGAAGAAAACGUCUGACCUGAAGAGUAAUGCCUGCUUAGCCCCGUCUCAGCCCAUCCCAGCCUUCAUCCUCAAGGCUCUGAAGAAGAUCCAUCCUGAAGUCACAGCCAAGUACUAUGGGUGUGGGCUGGUGGUCCCAGAGUGCCUGGAGGGCUGCAGGCUGCUGGACCUGGGCAGUGGCAGUGGGAGAGACUGCUACAUGCUCAGCCAACUGGUCGGGGAGAAGGGCCAUGUCACAGGCAUCGACAUGACUGAGGACCAGCUUGAGGUUGCCAGAAAGUACGUGGACCACCACACGCAGGAGUUUGGAUACGGGAAGCCCAACGUGGACUUUGUUCAGGGCUACAUCGAGGCUCUAAAGGAGGCUGGACUCAAGGAGAACUCCUUCGAUAUCAUCAUAUCCAACUGUGUGGUGAAUUUGUCCCCAGACAAGAGAAAAGUAUUGAGUGAUGCUUACCGCGUGCUGAAGGAUGGAGGAGAGCUGUACUUCAGUGAUGUCUAUAGUAGCAGUAAGCUCUCCGAUGAGAUCAAGAAUCACAAAGUCCUGUGGGGGGAGUGUUUAGGCGGAGCGCUUUGGUGGGAGGACCUAGUGCGAUUGGCUCAGGAGGUGGGAUUCAGCCCCCCGCGAUUGGUCACGGCCAACGUCAUCACCGUGGACAACAUGGAACUGGAGGCCGUCCUAGGUGACUACAAGUUUGUCUCUGCCACCUACCGUCUCUUCAAGAUCCCCAAAAUAUCCAACAAAGGCUCUCUGGUCAUAUACAAUGGCAACAUCACUGGUUUUGAGGAGAGUCUGGAGUUUGAUGCUCAGUACACAUUCAAGGUGGAUGAGGUAGUGGAGGUGGAUGGAGAGGUGGCCAGCAUCCUCAGCCACUCCAGGUUUGCUGAGGAGUUCACUUUCCAACUGCCCGGAGUACCUGCUGGAUGUAGUGUAAAGAAACCCAAGGUGGGCACGGUGAAUCCCUUUGAACUGGUGCUGCAGCUGGGGAGUGCAACUGUCUCUUCUGCCACAGGGGGGUGCUGUGGUGCAGAGUCAUCCUGUUGCAAGUGAUGGGGUAGCCAAGAUAUGAGAGAGACAGAGAAUGAUUAUACUGUGUAUGAAUGAACAAUAAUUGUAAUUCAUGUAAAACUAUGGAUUUUUGUCAAGCCUUAAAUUAGGCUCAUGUAUUAACUGUAUAACUGUGAAUAUUGUCAUAAUCCAAACACAUUUCCGGCAGUGAAGAA
Molecule: messenger RNA, 1428 nt
Organism: Salvelinus fontinalis (brook trout)
Lineage: Eukaryota; Metazoa; Chordata; Actinopteri; Salmoniformes; Salmonidae
Product: arsenite methyltransferase-like
Exons: 11
Coding region: 110-1255 (381 amino acids)
Biological process (GO): toxin metabolic process; arsonoacetate metabolic process
Cellular component (GO): cytosol
Molecular function (GO): arsenite methyltransferase activity
Source: RefSeq, a predicted model, not a curated record